Molecule: messenger RNA, 531 nt
Organism: Penicillium oxalicum
Lineage: Eukaryota; Fungi; Ascomycota; Eurotiomycetes; Eurotiales; Aspergillaceae
Exons: 1
Coding region: 1-531 (176 amino acids)
Source: RefSeq, a predicted model, not a curated record
AUGCCCCUACAAAAUGAAUGGCGCGCUGAUGUGCCUGUAUCGGGAAAUGAGCUCUGUCGGUUCAUGGAAAUCUCAACACAGUUGUCAGCAACCCAUUGUUGUGGUAUGAUGUUGUAUUGUGUCCGAGAAAUUACCAUAUUUACAGUAUCCGGAAGACCAGUUGGGAGAAAAAGACGUGACCAGUGGGUCACCGUGAACAGUCGAGCCUUCGUGGAGACACACUCUGAGCCACCUGGUCAGGCCAGAGUUCUCCCCUCAUGGAGUUCUGGCUACAGACUCUGUGCAUCUUACGUGGUGGGCACCGCGGGCAGAAGGGAUGGGAGAAGUGGUGAGGCCGUUGGGGGGGCUCUGGAAGCUCAUCAGAACACCCGUGCGGCGGGUACAAGAGCCCGUUCCUGGCAGACCGCCUGCCACCAAUGGGGACACUCCCAACACUCCAUCCAUGCCCCAUUGACCCGUCGCGCUAGACCCGAUCAAUCGGAGUUUGGUCAAAGAGACUUCCGCCAGAUCCUGUCUUGGCGUCGCCAUUGA